AUGCCCGUGCUCGCCGAACAGCCGCGCCAACUAUCCAUUUCUUUUGACGAGCCAACCCUCUCCGACCGCCUGCGUCAUCGCGAUUCACGCUCCCAGUCCCACCGUUUUGCCAUUGAAGAGGAGGACGAGAGCACAGGCACCGCCAGCGAGCCUGCCGAGCCUCUCACUCCCACCAGCCAUAGCAGCGAUGGCCCCUCUUUUCACCACCCUUUCCCGGACGAUGACUCGGUAGACGAUGUCUUUGCUACCCCACGCCCGCUACCCAGCGACACGCCAUCAAAGUCUUCUCAUGAAGAUGCCCUUCCCCCACCAGACACCCACACAUCCCACCCGCCCGAGCGUGAGUCGCCCCCCGAGAGGCGUGGACUGGGCAAGCGUGUCGGAAGCCUGCUCCGUGGCAAAUUGCACAGAAGCUACGCAUCAAAGGACGGCGCCAGUCAAUCAGAGACGUCAAAUCUCUCCACGCCAAGCAGGUCUCCAAAAACAAAGCCAGACACCGACACUUACAUUGUCAAGACUGGCAUCGAUGGCCCAGCCGAGUUGUCCACCCCGGCCGUCGACAUUCCCCGCCAGAGCAAGAGGCUAAGUACUUUUUCUCUAACCAGACGCUCCGAUAGGUCCUCUCGUGCAAGCUCUCCGCCCUUGUCUGGCUCAACUAGCAGCAGGCCCUCGACCGACAAAAGACCAGAGCUUGGCAAGAAGCCCAUAUCUUCUACCGGUCUGGGAAACAUGUCCAGGCCCAGGCCUGGCAUCACCUGGGCUGGAAGCGGAAGUGUCACAACUACCAAAAAGACUGGUUUCCUGCGGAGGCGGUCGGCCAGCACAGAACAAGUGCCACGAACGGGCGAGAGUACAGAAAAGCCUACUGCUGGUAUGCUGGCCACCUUCUCCAAGCCUGCCGCCCAGGGUGUAGGCAUGAAAGCACGACGCCUCAGCAUUAACCUGCCUGAUGAUUUCAUUAUAGAUUGGUGUGAACUAGACAAGGAGUUUAAGAGCUCGAGCCUGAUGCCGGGGAAAAGAGGAAGGAUACUGGGCAAGGGGGCAACGUCUGAAGUUCGAAUCAUGGCGCGAAGAGGAGGCAUUACCAGGGAAGAGGACUUGGUCGCAGUCAAGGAAUUUCGAGAAAGGGAUAAAGAAGAGACAGAAGAAGACUAUGUGCUCAAGAUCAAGUCCGAGUAUAGCAUUGCAAAGAGUCUGCAUCACCCCAACAUUGUCGAGACCGUUCGCCUAUGCACCAACCGCGGCCGCUGGAACCACGUCAUGGAGUUUUGCACAUAUGGGGAAAUCUACUCGCUCGUAGAGCGUAAGCUCUUUGCCGGUGGGCCAGAAGGGUACUAUAGCCGGGAUGACCGGCUGUGCUUCUUCAAGCAGCUUCUCCGUGGCGUCGACUACCUGCACAGCCACGGCAUCGCCCAUCGAGACAUCAAGCUGGAAAACCUGCUUCUCAGCAAGGAAGGCCAUCUAAAAAUCUCGGAUUUUGGCGUUGCCGAAGUCUUUAGCGGCGAGCAUCCUGGCCUGCGCGCUUCUGGCGGAGAAUGCGGCAAAAAUAUGGGACAGAUUCGUCUUUCAGCCCCUGGCAUCUGCGGCAGUCUGCCGUAUAUUGCUCCCGAAGUGCUAAAAAAGGACCACAGCUACGACCCCCGACCGCUGGAUAUAUGGUCAACUGCCAUUGUCUACUUGACCAUGACGUUUGGUGGCUGUCCAUGGCAAGCGGCCAAGCCAGAGUUCGAGUACUACGCGCGAUUCAAAAAGGGUUGGGACCAGUGGCUGCAAGCCCAUCCGGACGGACAGAUCUUCGAUGGCCCCGACGGCCACCCCAAGUGCGGCAAACUAUUCAGUCUAAUCGAGCCCCCGUCGAUCAAACGUUUGAUGCUGAAGAUGCUACAUCCCAUUCCGUCGCAGCGCAUCACGAUCCGCGAUGUGCUCAAGACGACGUGCAUCAAGAACAUUGGCUGCUGCUGUCCGGAAUCCUACGAGGAGCCCAAGAUUACCUUUGAUGCCUCCAAGGCGUCGAGUGCGAGAACGGCGGCGCCUAAGAAGUAUCUGCAUCACCACGUCCCUCCCAAGCCUGAGAAUAAGGUUGGAAAGGCAUUUACCCACCGCUUUGACAUGGGCGAACGAUGA
Bipolaris zeicola 26-R-13 is the source of this 2124-nucleotide messenger RNA. RefSeq lists its product as uncharacterized. Gene Ontology annotation, molecular function: ATP binding; protein serine/threonine kinase activity. Bases 1 to 2124 code for a protein of 707 amino acids. The record is from RefSeq and is a predicted model, not a curated record. The transcript has a single exon. Lineage: Eukaryota; Fungi; Ascomycota; Dothideomycetes; Pleosporales; Pleosporaceae. Gene Ontology annotation, biological process: intracellular monoatomic cation homeostasis; protein phosphorylation; intracellular signal transduction.